AUGUCGACCUCUAUUACGGAUUUGGUUGAUCUCAACCAGCAGAGCCUCCUCAUCGCCGCUGCCUCGAUUGCGUUUAAUCCCUUGUUCUGGAACAUUGUCGCCCAAUACCACAACAAGCUCCUCACCAACAUCUUUGGCGGCAACUCAAGACUCGCCUGCUACUUCUUGGCCAUCGUCAUCUUCUCGCUCGGCAUCUUCCGCGACCACCUGUUCAAGGAGGCCCUAGCUGACCAGCCCAAGCACCCGGCUCUCGAGUCCGACAAUGUCAAGCUCGCCGCUUACGCCCUCUUCGGCGUCGGCAACGUCCUCGUCGUCACCUCGAUGUGGGCGCUCGGCGUCACCGGCACCUACCUGGGCGACUACUUUGGCAUCCUCAUGGACGAGAUGGUGACGGGUUUCCCUUUCAAUGUCACCGACGCGCCCAUGUACUACGGCUCCACCCUGAGCUUCCUCGGCGCCACCCUCUACUAUGGAAAGCCUGCCGGCUUCUUCCUCACCGCGUGGAUCUUCAUCGUCUACAAGAUUGCCCUCAGCUACGAGAACCCCUUCACCGCUGGCAUCUACGCGAGGAAGGAGGCCGCCGAGAAGAAGAGCGGCAAGAAGGCCCAGUAA
Parascedosporium putredinis is the source of this 612-nucleotide messenger RNA. The record is from the annotation of a GenBank genome assembly. NCBI's taxonomy places the organism in Eukaryota, Fungi, Ascomycota, Sordariomycetes, Microascales, Microascaceae.